AUGUCAGCCAAGUCCAAGGGGACCCCCUCCUCGUCCUCUCCAGCCGAGGGACCGCCGGCAGCCUCCAAAACCAAGGUGAAGGAACAGAUCAAGAUCAUCGUGGAGGAUCUGGAAUUAGUCCUGGGCGACCUGAAGGACGUGGCCAAGGAACUUAAGGAGAAGCUCCAUUACCUACUCCCACCUCCCCACAUGAUGAAACAGGGAAACAGUGCUGCAGGCAGAGUGGCAACAGGACACCAGGAAAUGCCCGAGAAGGUGGUUGACCAGAUUGAUACCCUGACCUCUGACCUACAGCUGGAGGAUGAGAUGACUGACAGCUCCAAAACGGACACCCUGAAUAGUAGCUCAAGCGGGACAACAGCCUCCAGCAUAGAGAAGAUCAAAGUGCAGGCCAAUGCCCCCCUCAUUAAGCCCCCAGCCCACCCAUCUGCUAUCCUCACGGUCCUGAGAAAGCCAAACCCUCCAGCGCCUCCUCCACGGUUGACACCCGUGAAGUGUGAAGACCCCCAGCGAGUGGUGCCCACUGUCAAUCCGGUAAAGACCAAUGGCACCCUUCUGCGAAACGGAGGCUUCCCUGGGGCACCAACCAAAAUCCCCAAUGGAGACAUCUACUGCAAACCCAGCAGUAACUUGGACAAGGCUCCCGGGCAGCCUCUGAUGCACAGACCCGAAAAAGACAGGUGCCCCCAAGCUGGGCCUCGGGAGCGAGUAAGGUUUAAUGAAAAAGUCCAGUACCAUGGCUACUGUCCUGACUGUGACACCAGGUAUCACGUAAAGAACAGGGAGGUCCACUUACACAGUGAACCCGUCCACCCACCAGGAAAGCUUCCUCCCCAAGGCCCUACCCACCCACUUCCCCCUCAUCUCCCUCCUUUUCCACUAGAAAAUGGGGGGCUGGGAAUAAGCCACAGUAACAGCUUCCCCCCACUCAGACCUGCAACUGUGCCUCCUCCCACUGCACCAAAACCACAGAAGACGAUCUUGAGGAAGUCCACCACUACAACAGUGUGA
Messenger RNA from Budorcas taxicolor (takin), 1011 nucleotides. RefSeq names its product proline rich 16 (gene PRR16). Lineage: Eukaryota; Metazoa; Chordata; Mammalia; Artiodactyla; Bovidae. The record is from RefSeq and is a predicted model, not a curated record. Gene Ontology annotation, biological process: positive regulation of cell size; positive regulation of translation.